This is a messenger RNA of Alexandromys fortis (reed vole), 4827 nucleotides long. RefSeq names its product family with sequence similarity 229 member B (gene Fam229b). Bases 496 to 738 code for a protein of 80 amino acids. The record is from RefSeq and is a predicted model, not a curated record. The transcript has 5 exons. NCBI's taxonomy places the organism in Eukaryota, Metazoa, Chordata, Mammalia, Rodentia, Cricetidae.
GGAGUGGCAUUUUAAAGAAGGGUCUUUCAAACCGAUCCCAGGCUAGGAGAGGCGCACAGUCUUAACGGCCAGGGCCGCGGGUCGGACUCCUCGGGACGUUGCCCUAGUGUCGUUAUCUAACAGAAAAACGAAUGUCACGGAGCGCAGAGAAACCCCAGACAAAUAGGCUUUUCCAAGAACACCCGGAGCUAGAACUCGCCAGUGCUGUUCUUCCGUCACUCUCCAGAAGUCGCGCAACAGCAGGAGCUGUAAGAACAUCCUUACCAGCUUCGCCAGUAACUUCAAUCUGGAGGGAGGCAGAUGUGUCUGCUAAAAAGCCAGCAGGCAGGAAGCUAUGUGAAAGAAUCUUCUGAUGUCAUAAUUUCUGGGUGUCACUGGAAUAUUUGAUCGUCAUUUCUUUGGCAAGUCUAUCCUUCUAUGGAAAGUCAGUAGAAGCAAUUGAUUUAUUCACCUCUACAGGAAUCAGACUUGGCCUAUUUUGGAUUUCAGUGAAUUAUGCCUUUUCGGUUUGGGACCCAGCCAAGGAGGUUUCCGGUGGAAGGAGGAGAUUCUUCAAAUGGGUUGGAAUCAGGCCUGAGCUCCAGUGCUGCCUGUAAUGGGAAAGAGACGUCACCCAAUAGGCAACUCCGAAGAUGCCCUGGAAGUCAUUGCCUGACAAUAACUGAUGUUCCCAUCACUGUCUAUGCAACAAUGAGAAAGCCACCUGUGCCAAGCAGCAAGGAAAUGCAUCCCAAAUAGCAGCAUUAAGUCUCUGUCGAGGGUUGACUAGGGUCAAGGGUAAUGGGCCGGUAUCAUCCUGUGGUCUGUCUCGUAAACAAAUAAAGGUGGUGGCACUACUUGAGUGAUGCCAAUAGCUGGGUAGUGGAUUUUAAUAAAAACAAAAAAUGUGGUCAGUAGAACACACACGAUGAGAAGCCAUUAGCUGCAUCGGACAAGGCAGACUACUUCACACUUCAAAAGUCCUGCUCAUAGCAGAGUACUAGUUCUGAAAAUUCAAGAUAAAGCCUGAUCUAUGAUGGUCAUAAUUCCAGAUUCUCAGAGCUUAUACAGAGCGGAGAGGUAAAUGAAAUUUCAUCAGCUAAAGAGAAAAGGCCAUGCAUAAGUGCGGGCUCUGAGUCCUGUCUCUAUAGGUCUAAACUACCUCAACAAAGAGACAGUAUAAUUCUACCUGAUCUUGAACAUAAGAUGAGACUCAAAGUGGUCCCUGAGUAACACAGUUGUCAAGUAAAGAUGCAACACUCCUUAGAGAAAGGAAACUCAGUCUAGACUGAAAGUUGCCCAACAGUAGGAAAAGAAUGCAGGGCAGGUGCCAAGAAGGCCCCAAGAGCUCAUCCAAGGGUGAGAAUGAUUAGUGUUUCAACCAUUGUAAAAAGUCCUUCCCCCCCUUCUUCUUCCUAGCUAUUCCUCCCUCCUUGCCCCAAUUCCUUCACUUUCUCCCUUCUUUCCUCUCUUCUCUCUUUCUUCCCCUAGAGAUCCAACUCAGGGUGUCCCACAUGCUGGGAAAGUACCCUACCACUGAAUUACACUGUCAACUAAAAAGAUCCCAAGUCCUUAGUCCUUGCCACAGUGAGAACGGGGCUAGACUCCACGGUGAAGGCUGUGAAAGGGAAGACUGAUUUCAGGGAACUUUGCUGUGACCAAGUGUGAGGAGAAGAGAUAAACAAUGAUAUUUUCAGAACCAUGUCUUACAACUCAACAGGAGUCAAGUGGAGGAAGGAGAGAACUGACUCCCACAGGUCAUCUCUGGCCUCUGCACACACAUCAAAGCAUACAUGGCCACACAUAUGUGUACUUAAAUGUAAUAAAAAGCAAGAAGUAGAGAAAUAAUAGAGGAAAACAGUGGAACCCAAGCCUUUUCUUCACACGAUUAGUAAACCUGAUAAACGUUGAGUAGAAUUGUCAGGGAGAACAAGAGACACAAAUUACUGAGAAUCGGUAUUGACAGUGGAGCGUCACUGUUGAUUUUACAAGGAUAAACACCCUUGCAGCACAAUGGAUGCUUUAACACUGUCUCCCUGCAUUCUCUCACAUUACUGGGUAUAAGCAUGCUCUCCCAGAGUGGUUCAUAUUUUCAUAACUUGCCUCCACAUUGACAUUAGCUCAUGACUACUUGAAAAGACAAACUGUUGAGGCUGUGGGCAGAGGUCACUGUGAACUCAGUGUGAUCUGGCUAGGUUGACCAGAAUAAAUCCCGAGCUUCCUCUUGUCGCCACCCUUUGGAGCUCGGGAGAGUGCUGCAGCUGGCUGCUGGAGUCAGCAUCCUACACGUUCAUGCUUGUGCCUUUCUGACCCAUGCUUACACAGACCAUCAGGACGUGUCAUCCUUCAAUCCCGUUCCUUCGCUGACUAUCCCAUAUCUCUCUCAUGGUCUCUUCAAGGAACAGUGUCCUCUGCUGUAAGCUUAGGCCUACCUUAUUCCCUGAUUUUGAGAACUUCCUGACAGAUGUCCGUCUUUCCUCCUGUCUUCUCACACUCUCAAGCAAGUCUCGAGCUCAAAGGAAUCAAAAGUAGAAAUGUCAAGUUUUGCUUUUCUCAGCCUUCCAGGAACAUUAUGAUGUCUUGGAAGGUGAUAUGAAAGGAAUAACCUUUAUGGAAACUCUGCUUGCCUGAAGUUCAUGCAAUAUUUACUGAAUAUACAUGCCAGACAAGAUUCUGGACUCUUUUGAACAAUCCAGAAAUUCACAGUUUAUACUAGAAAACAUUUUAUUCUAUAUGUAUGAGUGUUUUGUCUGCAGUACUAGUGUACCUGCAGCACCCUAGGAGGACAGAAGAGGGUGGCAGAGCCCCCUCAACUGGAGUUACAUGUGGUUGUGAGCUAACAAGUGGGUGUUAGGAGAAGAAUUAGGGUCCUUUGCAAGAGCAGUAUUUACUCUUAAUCCUCGAGGCAUCUUUCCAGACCCUGGCUUCCAUUUUUGAAGUUGUAUGAACUUUUUAUGAGGAGCUAACAGAUGGGACACCAAUGACAGAAAUGCUUCCACCCACGUGUAGCAUGGGGAUCUGUGAGUUGAAGUGGAGUUACAGGAGUAUGUGAGAGGGGUUAUGUAUAGAGUCAUGAGCAACUUACGGGUGGCUACAUCACUGAAGAAAAAGGUUUUCUUUAUCAAUGUUUAAUAACCUAUUUUCAUUGGAGGUGGGGCCUCAUGAGCCCCUCCCCCAAUAAUUGUUAAGGACUAUACAUGUUCAGAGAAAGGCAGAAACUGUUUAAUACCCCUCAUGAAUGGGCCUAAUUCCCAGCUGAGGGCUGAGGGGAAUCAUUGCUGGACAAAGGGUAAAGGCUGUGCCAUCCUGUAUCUACAGAACGGCAAUGCCAAGAUCUGCAUGCCUGAGGAUGUGUGCCCUGAGCUUCUAAAAUCACAUUUCAGUUGAAAUCUCUUCAGCUUCAACUUCUAUUAGUGUCUGAUUUCCGUGUUUCAUAACCCAAACUCACAAGAGAAAAUAUUCAAUGGCUCACACUCGUCUUUUCAUCCCAGGCACUGUCUUGUCCAGUCUGUUGUGGCUGUAAGAGAGGAAGUGGAACACAGGCACACCGAGGGGCUCCAUCACACACAGGCACACUGAGGGGCUCCGUUACACACAGGCACACUGAGGGACUCCGUUACACACAGGCACACUGAGGGGCUCCAUCAUACAAGGACCUCCUCAUUCUGUAGGGGCUCUGAACUGGCAGGGGCCAUGAGGGAGAAAAAGCACAUAGCUCAUUUUCCCCCCUUUGUAUCAAGUACUGAUAAUGCUAUGCUUAGCUGAAAGAAGAGAAAGAGGAGGUGGAGAAGGAGGAGGAGGAGGAGGAAGAAACCCUUUUCCUUUUGAGUCUGGGAGAGUGAAGUCUCAUCUAAGAACGGAGUCAUGUAAAUGGUGAAGCUUCAGUUUCAGAAGGUCACUGUGUGUUUUUAAGUGGUACAUGACUCGGGAUUCUUAUCUUCUGAGCGGAAGAGGAUGAAGUACUGGCUGAAGUACUGGCUCUGUAAAAAGGUGGCUUCCUUUCAGUCCAGAAAAUAUUAAACUAUACUGCAAUUUCCUCUCCUUUAAAAAAUUUAUGCAUGUGUGUAGUGAUAUUCCAUUUGUAUUUUAAUAACUAAAGCUUGCCUGAAGAGAGUUAAGCAGCUGCACCGACAGCCUUACAGCCCAGGCAGUGCUGACACACACCUUUAAGCCCAGUUUGCAACGUUAGUUUGCCAUAGAAACCAGGCAGUAGGUUUCUAAAGGUGCACGUCUUUAAUCCCAGCCCUAGAGAGGAAUAUAAGACAAGAGGAGACAGCUCUCACACAUAGUCUCAUUCUGAGAUUCCUGGAGGCAGGCUCGUCAUUUCAGAAUGAGGUAGAGGUAAGAGCCAGUGGCUGGCUGAUUUGCUUUUCUGAUCUUCAGAUUGAACCCCACUUUCUGUCUCUGGGUUUUUAUUAAUCGUGCUGCAUUAAUGUGUGCACACAUACACGAGACCCGUGAGUGCUGAUGCUCACACAUCCAUGUGCCCUCUAAAUGCUGCUGCACACAUGGCUUCUGUUGGGACGUCAUAGGUUAACCUGCAAUGGUGUGGGGCUGAGGAGCCAACUCCAUUAGGCUUGGAUGCAGACCCAUCCCCACUCAGGACUCAUCUCCCCAGCUCCAUGAAAGCAUAAUCCAGGAGAGCGGUUUCUAACCAGGUCCUCCUACUCUAAACUGAAAACACUCUUGUAAAGACGAAAACGGAUGAUCUAAUUGUAGGUUGUGAACAAGUCAGGAAAUCUAAGGUAAGACAAAGGAGCCGAGGACAAACAUUGGGGACAAGUUGAACGACCUCCCCUGAAAGACUGGCGACUCUGAGAACGUAGUGACACAAUGGGCAUCCUGACG